Molecule: messenger RNA, 231 nt
Organism: Ostertagia ostertagi
Lineage: Eukaryota; Metazoa; Nematoda; Chromadorea; Rhabditida; Trichostrongylidae
Source: the annotation of a GenBank genome assembly
AUGGCGGACUCUCUCCUCAACUCGCAGCUAUCGAUCAGCUUCGAAACAUACCUCGUCCACAAGAUCCCACCAAAUCCGUCAAUGGGUAUUGACUUGCUUUGGGCGGAUGCCAGAUCAUGGGUGAAGGUGGUGCAGGACGGUUACGAGUUCUUCGCAUCCAAAAAAAUGGUGACCAUAUUCUCCGCGCCUCACUACUGUGGACAAUUCGAUAAUUUUGCAGCCACGAUGAAG